Molecule: messenger RNA, 498 nt
Organism: Rangifer tarandus platyrhynchus (Svalbard reindeer)
Lineage: Eukaryota; Metazoa; Chordata; Mammalia; Artiodactyla; Cervidae
Source: the annotation of a GenBank genome assembly
AUGGACUAUAUGAGUGGGGUCCAGACACGACUAAGUGACUUUCAUUUUAUUUAUUUAUACACCUUCUGCCCCGGGGCUGGGGUAUUGACAGCAUGGUUCCUCCAGGGCCGUGAUGAAGCUGGGCGUGGCUGGGUGCCCGCACGUGCCUCUCCUGGUGUAUCAGGGCAGAGGGUGCCUGUGUUACAGUGGAUGACGGGAACUAGGCUCAGAGUGAUGUCAGCUAUGACCAUCUUCCUGAUAUGUGAGGUUACUGUCCCCACCUUGUCCCUGGGCAUAGAGAUCCUGGAGUGGAUACCUGACCUCCCUGAAGGGUUCCUAGCACUCUUUUUUUUCCAAGUUUUUAUUGAAUUUAUUACAAUAUUGCUUUUGUUUUAUGCCUUGGUUUUUUGGCCGCAGGUAUGUGGGAUCUUAGCUCCCAGACCAGGGAUCGAACUUGCAUCCCCUAUGUUGGAAGGCGAAGUCUUAACCACUGGGCCACCAGGGAAGUCCCCUUCCUAG